Molecule: messenger RNA, 1641 nt
Organism: Zerene cesonia (dogface butterfly)
Lineage: Eukaryota; Metazoa; Arthropoda; Insecta; Lepidoptera; Pieridae
Product: protein AF-9 homolog
Exons: 4
Coding region: 221-1084 (287 amino acids)
Biological process (GO): regulation of DNA-templated transcription
Cellular component (GO): super elongation complex
Source: RefSeq, a predicted model, not a curated record
GAAGCGACCCGACGUCAUGGGCUGACGUCAGGCGCGCUCAUGGCCGGCUCUCGUGCCAGUGAUAAACGCACCUUGGCCACGAGUCCGUGUCAGACAUGCUGCGCGCUUGAAUUACCGCUGAAAUUCCACAGCUGCCUAAUGCAUCUUUGCCUGUCACCAAAACAAUACAAAUGUCAGCCGUCACCGCACGAGGAGCGGCGGUUUUAUCACAUUUUAGAAAAUGACUGAAGGUCCCCGACAGCAACAUGAGAAGCCGAUGUGUGUACGAGUGUGGCUGGAGGUAGGGCACGCGUGCGAGCCGCGGCGAACGGCGUCGGGGCGCGCGCUCGCACUCGACUGGCGCGUGUGGGUGCGGGGCGCCCGCGGCCGCGACAUCAGCGCCUUCGUGCACAAGGUCGUCUUCCAUCUUCACCCGCCGAGCGCUUUCGUCUAUCCAAAACGAGUGCUUCAAGAGCCACCGUAUGAGAUCCAGGAGUCCGGUUGUUCGUCGAUUGACAUUCCGAUACACGUUUACCUGAAGUACAGCACCAAACCAAAGAAAAUUCGUCUACGGUACAGUCUCCACAUCGAAAACAAUAACAAAGCCAGCUCGGAGUCGAGGUGCGUUUAUUACGACUUUAACAAUCCAACUGAGCAAGUUUAUAACGCCUUGAUGAAGGGUGGAGGCGAAGUUAUCCCCCGCGCCGGCGGCUCGGACCGCGUCGGCAACAAACUGGUCGUGUUACUUUCCGAUGAGGAAAAACGGGAAUUGAAAGUGCCCAAAUCUAAAAGAUACAAAUUCAUUGAACCACUUCGAUGUAAACACGCGUCCAAGGCUGGUUCCAAAUGCGUUAUAGAAGAGCUAUGUCCAAAGUGUGGUGAAUCCAUCGACACUGAUUUUAAGAAACAGCUACGUGCCGUUGAGAUGACGGAAGAUGAAAUCAAUCGGGUGUCACAGUUGUAUUUAUCGUUCACUAGUUAUGAGAAAUCGACAAAGGCUAUUAAAUUGCCUCCAUUUUCGGAUUCAAUUUAUAAGGUACCAGAACUACCGAUUUCCUUGCGUGGGGCUUUAGAUAACGUUCAAGCUGAUUAUACAAUGUUAUGACGUGCCUUAUUGUUACUAUUCUUGAUAUUUCAGUGUGCCAUUGUGAGCAGUUUCAUGAGCUGCGACUGAUUCUAGUAUUCUCGCUUUUAAAGCAAAUGAUGGAGUUUAUUCCACAGAGAAGUGAGGUUGCAUGCAAGAAUGAUAUAGAUUUUUAACUUAAUAUUUUUUCCAUAUUACUUAGACAAAAAAUAACUAUUUACAGCUGUUAAGUUACCUAUAAGGUUUAAAUAAUUUUAAAUAUUUUUACUUUCUGUUGUUGAAAUGUUUGUUUGUACUGUGUGCUGUGAGAAAGAUCUCAAAAUAAUUUAGUAGGUAUCCCUGGAAAAUUAAAUUUUAUUUAUAAUUGAAGCUUCUUUAUUAUUUGUCAAUAAAUUAUCUAAUUUUUAAAUGGUAUUAUAAGUAAAUAGAAAGAAGAAUGUCUAUUGUGUGUUAAAAAAUAUAUCAAAUUUCUUAAGUUAUUUAAUACUAAAGUCAUUAAAAAAAUAUUUUAUACGAUUAUAUUAAUGUGCAAUGAUGCAAUGAUGGGAAAUGAAGAAAGAACUGGUUUAAACAAGAUA